Molecule: messenger RNA, 1859 nt
Organism: Myodes glareolus (Bank vole)
Lineage: Eukaryota; Metazoa; Chordata; Mammalia; Rodentia; Cricetidae
Source: RefSeq, a predicted model, not a curated record
CUCUUUGGCAGACAGAGCCUCACUGUUUCGCUCAGGCUGGCCUGGAACUUGUGACUCCCUUGCCUCAGUCUCCUGAAUGACAUUCUGUUGUCUGCAGAAGCUGCAGGUGUCAGUCUCUCACCUGAGAACACAGCGUGUUAAGUUGCAAGUGUAGAUUUGGGUUGUCUGAGAGGAGCGGCUCCCCAGGCAAGCCCCUGUACUUCUUUCUGUUUCCCUGUAAGGUGGAAAGAGCCUGGAGCGUUGCUAUAAUGUGUUAGAGUUGUGUUAGUCCUUCAGGAGUAUACAUUAGAUUCUUUAGGCUCCUAAGGGGACUGGGUUUGGGCUAUAAUACUCUCUCUUCCUCCCCCUCUUCAUGACCUUUUCAUCCUGACCUUUCCUCGUCCUCUUUGAUAGUCUGUCUAUGUAGCAUAUGAUGGCUUUGAAUUUUUAGUCCUCCUGCCUCAGUUUCCCAAAUGCUACAGUUAUAGGCCUACAUGACACUACAGCUGGCCCAGGAGUGCAAACAGUCCCCCUUCCCCACCCUACUGAUCACCUGAGACCCUGAAACUCCACCGCACAUGUAAUAUUUCCUUUCAAAAAUGUCUCCCAGGUAGCAAACUCCUUCCUGGUACCCAGUGGGGUGAACUGUAGCUGGUUCAGACAGCCUGCUCACAGGAGAAAACAGUGCAGUCCUUGUCAGGACUCUCAGGUCCCAGCACUGGGGCCAAACCUGGGAAUCUGUUGUGAGCAAGUCACCUACUGUCAGCUUGUCAGGCCUCAUACAAUCUUCUCAGUGUUGGCAGCUGACGUCUGAACUGUGGGGGUUGAGGGUGAGGCUGGUUCCUAGGUGUGGUACCUUUGUGAGCCACUCUGGCCUUUGGCCAUUAGAGGUGGAACUUCCUUUUCCGUUGGGGUUAGGCAGGCAGGCUGGAAGUAGACUACAGAUCCCUCAGAGCCCACAGGCUGAACAAGACCUGGUGGAGUUGGUGGACCUGCAGUAGCUGGCAGAGUUAAUGUUUACUUCUUCAGCAUUUUAGCUCCUGCUGUAGAGAAGGGUUGUUCUCCCCCCAUCUCCCCGAGUCAGAGUUUCUCUGUGUAGCCUUGACUGUCCUGGAACUCACUCUCUAGACCAGGCUGACUGCAAACUCACAGAGAUCCUCCUGCCUCUACCUCCCAAGUGCUGGGAUUAAAGACAAUGCCAUCACUGCCCCCUGAGAAGGGUUGCUCUUAAUGAGACUGAAGAAGCUCUGGGAAGGAAGCGCUCCUUCCUGAGCUGUGAAAAACUUAACCUUUGACGUCAACACCGGUAUACUGUAGCAGAGCUGGUCUGUUUUGGCAAAGAAUUAAGUGAUGGAUGUCCUGCUGACCCUCUUCCAUGCGAGGAGCUCUGUGACGGGGACACAUCUUGUCCCCAGGGACACAAGUGCUGCAGCACUGGCUGUGGCCAUGCCUGCCGAGGAGACAUUCAGGGAGGUAUGUUGGUUCUUUGGGAGGAGAGCCACAAGUUCCCGUUGGGUACCAGGGCGGGAUGGCCAUUGUCCCAGAAUCCUGGUGGGCCUGUGUAUUGUCAACUGCAUGGUGGACGAGAACUGUCAACCUGGGGAAAAGUGCUGCAAGUCAGGCUGCGGCCGCUUCUGCAUCCCCCGGCUCCAGUCUCUCAAACAGCUCACAGACUCCAACUGGACUGAUGGUCUAAUCAGCCUUGUGUUGGAGCUGGAUGAUCUGAUGACAAGUGGCCACAUAAGGACGGUGUGACUCUGAGAAGGGCUGGUGCCUGACAGACUGCUGACCAGUUGCUGAGAUCCUGCUUCCACUAUUUUGUUUAUAAUUUUAUUGUUUACUUAAACAUCCAAAUAAAAAAGCAAGUGUUUUUCUUUUGA